GCUGCGCUCUGCAACCUUGAAGAGCGGCUGCGGCCGGAGGGUGGAGAGGGAGGCGGGUGCAAAUGGCAGAGCGCGGCUUCAGCAGCUGCGCCCGGCCGGGCCGGCUGGCCUGAGCCACGGGGGAAACAGGGCUGCCUCCGCGCUUCCAUGGAGCAGUGGAAAGGGCGAAACUCCCAAGCGCCGCGUCCCUGUGCCGUUGCCGCCGACUGUUGAAGGGGUCGAACCUGAGCGGAUUGCCGAGGGAGGAGGAGGAGGAGAGCUCCCGCCCCAGCCCGCAGGCCGGCUGCCCGGGGCAGCAGGGCGAGUCGGAGGGCAGCGGAGGCGCGCGGAGCAAGCGGCGCCGCGGGAGAGGCCGGCGCGGGAGGCGGCCGCAGCAAUGCCCGGCCCGCUGGGGCUGCUCUGCUUCCUCGCCCUGGGGCUCCGCGGCUCGGCCGGGCCCAGCGGCGCGGCGCCGCCUCUCUGCGCGGCGCCCUGCAGCUGCGACGGCGACCGUCGGGUGGACUGCUCCGGGAAGGGGCUGACGGCCGUGCCCGAGGGGCUCAGUGCCUUCACCCAAGCGCUACCAGAACAUUGCUGUAUUUCCAGGUGGUUGUUGGUGAGGUGUUCUGCUUGUGUUCUGCAGAUGGGUUUCCAGGACAUCAGUAUGAACAACAUUACUCAAUUACCAGAAGAUGCAUUUAAGAACUUUCCUUUUCUAGAAGAGCUACGAUUGGCUGGCAACGACCUUUCCUUUAUCCACCCAAAGGCCUUGUCUGGGUUGAAAGAACUCAAAGUUCUAACCCUCCAAAACAACCAAUUGAAAACAGUACCCAGCGAAGCCAUUCGAGGACUAAGUGCUUUGCAGUCUUUGCGCUUAGAUGCCAACCACAUUACCUCAGUCCCUGAGGACAGUUUUGAGGGGCUUGUUCAGUUACGGCAUCUGUGGCUGGAUGACAAUAACUUGGCCGAGGUGCCCGUCUAUCCCCUCAGCAACCUUCCGACUCUGCAGGCGCUGACCUUGGCUCUCAACAAAAUCUCGAGCAUCCCUGACUUUGCAUUUACCAACCUUUCAAGUCUGGUGGUUCUGCAUCUGCAUAACAAUAAAAUUAAAAGUCUGGGUCAACACUGUUUUGAUGGACUAGAUAACCUGGAGACUUUAGACUUGAAUUAUAAUAACUUAGGGGAAUUUCCUCAGGCUAUUAAAGCCCUUCCUAGCCUAAAAGAACUGGGAUUUCAUAGUAAUUCUAUUUCUGUUAUCCCUGAUGGUGCAUUUGGUGGUAAUCCACUCUUAAGAACUAUACAUUUGUAUGAUAAUCCUCUCUCUUUUGUGGGGAACUCGGCAUUUCACAAUUUGUCCGAUCUGCAUUCCUUAGUCAUUCGGGGUGCAAGCAUGGUGCAGUGGUUCCCCAAUCUGACCAGAACUGUCCAUCUGGAGAGUCUGACCUUGACAGGUACUAAGAUAAGGAGUAUACCCAAUAAUUUGUGCCAAGAACAAAAGAUGCUUAGGACUCUGGACUUAUCUUACAACAAUAUAAAAGACCUUCCAAGUUUUAAUGGUUGCCAUGCUCUGGAAGAAAUUUCUUUGCAGCGUAAUCAGAUCCAUCAAAUAAAGGAAGGUACUUUUCAAGACCUGAUUUCCCUAAGGAUUCUAGAUCUGAGUAGAAACCUGAUCCAUGAAAUUGAUGACGGAGCUUUUGCCAAACUUGGAUCAAUAACUAACUUAGAUGUAAGUUUUAAUGAAUUGACUUCAUUUCCUACGCAAGGCCUGAAUGGGCUAAAUCAACUGAAGCUUGUAGGUAACUUCAAGCUUAAAGAAGCCUUGGCAGCAAAAGACUUUGUGAAUCUCAGGUCUUUAUCUGUACCAUAUGCUUAUCAGUGCUGUGCAUUUUGGGGUUGUGACUCUUAUGCAAAUUCAAACACAGAAGAUAACAGCCUCCAGGACCACAGUGUGGCAAAGGAUAAAGGGACCGCUGAGGCAGCAGGUGUCACAAGCAGUGCUGAAAAUGAAGAACAUAGUCAAAUAAUUAUCCACUGUACACCCUCAACAGGUGCUUUUAAGCCCUGUGAAUAUUUGCUAGGAAGCUGGAUGAUUCGUCUUACUGUGUGGUUCAUUUUCUUGGUCGCAUUGAUUUUCAACCUGCUUGUUAUUUUAACAAUAUUUGCAUCUUAUACAUCACUGCCUUCCUCCAAGUUGUUCAUAGGCCUGAUAUCUGUGUCUAACUUAUUCAUGGGAGUCUAUACUGGCAUCUUAACCUUUCUGGAUGCUGUAUCCUGGGGCAGAUUUGCUGAAUUUGGUAUUUGGUGGGAGACUGGCAGUGGCUGCAAAGUGGCUGGGUUUCUUGCAGUUUUCUCCUCAGAAAGUGCCAUAUUUUUAUUAAUGUUGGCAGCUAUUGAAAGAAGCUUAUCUGCAAACAAUAUAAUGAAAAAUGGGAAAGGCAGUCAUCUCAAACAAUUCCGGGUUGCUGCCCUUUUUGCUUUCAUGGGUGCUGCAGUAGCAGGUUGUUUUCCUCUUUUCCAUCAAGUAGAAUAUUCUGCAUCACCCCUGUGUUUGCCAUUCCCCACAGGAGAAACACCAUCAUUAGGAUUUACUGUAACUUUAGUGCUUUUGAAUUCACUAGCAUUUUUAUUAAUGGCCAUUAUCUACACUAAACUUUAUUGCAACUUGGAAAAAGAAGACCUCUCAGAGAACUCACAGUCCAGCAUGAUUAAGCAUGUUGCUUGGCUAAUCUUCACCAAUUGCAUCUUUUUCUGUCCCGUUGCAUUCUUCUCAUUUGCGCCACUGAUCACUGCAAUCUCUAUCAGCCCUGAAAUAAUGAAGUCUGUUACUCUGAUAUUUUUCCCAUUGCCUGCUUGCCUGAAUCCAGUCCUGUAUGUUUUCUUCAACCCAAAGUUUAAAGAAGACUGGAAGUUACUGAAGCGACGGAUUACCAAGAAAAGUGGAUCAAUUUCAGUUUCCAUCAGUAGCCAAGGUGGUUGUGUGGAACAGGAUUUCUACUAUGACUGUGGCAUGUACUCACACUUGCAGGGUAACCUGACUGUGUGUGACUGCUGUGAAUCGUUUCUUUUGACAAAGCCAGUAUCAUGCAAACACUUAAUCAAGUCACACAGCUGUCCUGCAUUGGCAGUGGCUUCCUGCCAAAGACCAGAUGGCUAUUGGUCCGACUGUGGCACACAGUCUGCCCACUCUGAUUAUGCAGAUGAAGAAGAUUCCUUUGUCUCAGACAGUUCUGACCAGGUGCAGGCCUGUGGACGAGCCUGCUUCUAUCAGAGUCGAGGAUUCCCUUUGGUGCGCUAUGCUUACAAUCUACCAAGAGUUAAAGAUUGAACUGAUGUCUUUGUAACUGUUUUCCCCACCAACCAAAAUCACAGUGUUUAUAGAGUGAAGCCUAUUCUGAUCUUUCAUCUGGGAAGCACUUCUGUAAUCACUGCCUGGGGUCACUAAGAAGUAGGGUAAGGUGGUAGUAUAUUUUUUAAACCAUACAUUUUCAAAGAACAGGUGCCUAAAUUAUAAAUUGGUGAAAAAUGCAGUGUCUAAGCAAUGUGUGGUUUAUUUGAAACAAAUUUGUAACUUGAAAAGGCUUUCAGAUAUAGUAGCAAUAUAACAUUAGAUUUCUCUGAUUCCUAAGAAACAAACUUUAUAAUUAUUUCUGAAUUAAGCACAAAAAAAAGAACAGCUGUUAAUAUUUUUUAAAAAAAUAUUUUAAAAUGUGAUUUUAUGUAACUGAAGAAAAAGUCUUGCUAAUUUUACCUAAUGUUUCAUCAUUAAUCUCAGGACAACUUAACUGCAGGGCAAAAGAAGGGAUUGUCUCCCAGGUAAAACUGUGAGAGUAUAUAUAGGCAUUACCUUAAUUGUGUUUUCUGUUUCCAUCUUUGAAUAUAAUACAAUCAUGAAUUUUAGAUAAUUUAUAAACCUGAAGCCCGGAGAUGUUUUUAAAACAAUAUUAACAGCUGUUAGAUAAAAAGAAAAUAGCUGAACAUUUGUUUUCGUAAUUAUACAUUGCUUUGGUGCAAUUGCAAUAGUUUUUUUCCUCAGUGUUUUGUGAUCACACUACUAGGAGAAAGUAAAGGGCUAAUUGCUGUUGGGUUUAGUGUAUUUGGCUUGACAACUAACUAAUAUGGGAGUUUUAAUAGUAUCUGAGGAAUUUGUUGGCUCCGUGUAAUAUUCCAAUUAAUAAACACCUCCUGAUAUCAUUGGCUCUACUGAUACUUUCCAAUUUCAUUGAUAUAUCUAUUUAUAGUUUGAAUUCUACAGAAAGUAGACUGUAAUAAAUAAAUGCAUUCAAUUAGGAGAGACUGGGAGUAAUUAUGAUGUAAAGCACUUACAUUUAUUUUUUAAUGAGCUGGAUUCUCUUGAACCUGUACUAUUACAUGGAGGCAUCCAUACAUUUUCCCCUUACUGUGAUUUAUAGGAGUCCAUUCAACAGCUUAGAUGAUGAGUUCUAGUGAGACAAGACAUAGAUGUCAUUAAGAAAAAAAAAUUGAAAAGGAGAAAAAAAAGCUUAGACCUAUGUUUUUAAAAAUUAAAACUUAAUUCUUAUUUAUGGGCCUUUGACAUGUCACUGUUUGGAGUCUUAAAGUUAUAAAUGUUCAGCAUGUUUUUUGGAACAAUAUGCUAAAUCAGUACCAAACCCAUUGCCAUAUUAGUUAUUCUGGAUACACUAACAAAAGUUAAGCUAGAUUGCAGUUUAAUAAUUAAACUGUAUAUACUGUGCAUAUAAUGAAUUUUUAUCUUAUGUAAAUUAUUUUUAGAACACAAGUUGGGAAAUGUGGCUUCUGUUCAUAUUUUUAAUUAAAGCUACCUCCUAAACUAUAGUGGCUGCCAGUAGCAGAAUGUUAAAUUGUGGUUUAUAUACUUUUUUUGCAUUGUAAAUAGUCUUGGUUGUACAUUGUCAGUGUAAUAAAAACAGAAUCUUUGUAUAUCAAAAUCAUGUAGUUUGUACAAAUUAUGGGAGGGAUAUAUUUACUGUGUGUUGUAAUUUUGUUAGGCCAACUAUUCACAAGUUUUUAAAACUGUUAUGUUUGUAUAUUUACACAUCUGAUAAAUAUUAAAUCAUAAUUAAUAAAUAUCCUAGUUAAAGGUGUUUUUUCCAAGUUACUGAAAUGUUUUCAUUUCACUCAUUUAAACAGUAGAACAGCUACUAUAUAAAAUAUUUGGUAAACUGUACUAUACAUAUGGUAUGAAGUACAAUAUUGAACUCAGUGUUUGGAAUUAUUAAAGUUUUCAGAAAGCAAUCCAUUUGCCAUAAUUUAUAACUAGGUACAUUAAUAAAUUUGCUUAGUGUUAGAAUAAGCAAAUUAAAGUAAAAUUAUAUAUUUUUAGUGAGAAGUAUAAGAAAAUAUGUUGGAAGUAAGCAUUAGGAAAUAUUAUUUUGGUACUUUUCUAUAAUAAGAAAACUUUACUGAAAUUUAGAAGUAAGUUUUUAUCCUUACUUGAGUCUGAACCAUUCCGGUGGAAAACAAAUUAUGACAUUUAAGAGAAUACCAUCAACUAGAUGUUUAUUUAAAAGCAAAUGAUUAAAAAGCCUGCAUGAUACCAAAUGUAGUCAGUUGCCCAAAUCCUUAGAAACUCCUCAACGUUCAUGAUCCUCAAGCACUCAUUUUACAGAUGAGAAAAGGGAGGGUUUAAUAAAAUUUAAUGAAUAGCUGAGUCACACAGCAAAUUAGAACCCAACCCAGAACCCAAGUCCUCCUAAUUCUAGACAGUUUUGUUGUUAACUUCAGUAUAUGUUUGAAAUUUCUGUAACAAAAAGUAAAAUAAUAUAAUUAUAGUCUACUCAUCACUCAACUUUGACAAUUAUCAACAGCACAUGAUCAGUUUUGUUUCAUCUUUAUCCCCCUCUAAACCACUCUGCCCCUUGGAUUAUUUUGAAGCAAGUCUAAGACAUAUUGUUCCACCUGUAAAUACUUCAAUAUGUCUAGAGAAUUUUUUUAAGUUACAUAAUACAUUGCCACAAAGAAUGGCAUUAUGUUAGUAAUAUAGUCAGAAGCUCAUGGAUAUGAAUUUUUAAAUAAAAGCCACUCUUCACUUAUUUGAGGUUGGUACAGAGCCAGCAAGAAAUUUCAAUUAUCUCAGAUAUGCCAUGACAGUGAAAACGAGUAGUAAAAAGAGAUAUUACUACAUCAAUGCCCUAAAACUUCAUGGGAGAGGCCCUCUUUUGAACAUACUUGUUCAUUUAUAUAUAAUUCAACUAAGCUUGAUUAUGGCUUCUAGGCCCCAGUAGUGAAAAGGCACUGUAAGAAGAGACCACAGGACCCCAGCACCAGCACCGUGCGGCAAUUUGCCUCACAGCCUUUGGGGCUCCAGUGUUGGUUACAGCAUAAUGCAAUAGUUGAUCAUAAUGAUGACACUGAGGCAUCAAAGAAAGGCCAUACUUUGGAGUAAAACAUUUUAAGGAGGCAGAGAAGUAUAAGGCAUUUUAGAUUCCCAUACCAAGAGGUUAAAGGGUAAUAUUUUGGGGUUUUAAGCGUCAUAAUUCACCAUUUAACUGUUAGGCCCUGUGCUAGAAACUUUGAGGAUUAAUGAGUUAAUAUCACUAUCAGGUAGAUUAUUUCCCUGUUUUACAGAAAAGUGAGUUAGGACUUGGAAAGGUUAAACAGCUUGUUUAAGGACAUCUAGCAAGUCGAAAGCUAUUGAUUCAAAUCCAGGUCCUUUUUAUGCUAAAACCUGUCACAUGAUUCCUGCUGGGAAAUAGAUUCUCAAGCUUACCUCCUUUAUGAAGCUCAAAAGGGGCCCAAGGCCUUUUGAUGCUGUUGUAUUGCUUCUCCAGAUGUUCUAAUAAAAGGUUUUAACCAGAAA
Choloepus didactylus (southern two-toed sloth) is the source of this 6775-nucleotide messenger RNA. RefSeq names its product leucine rich repeat containing G protein-coupled receptor 4 (gene LGR4). Gene Ontology annotation, cellular component: membrane. Gene Ontology annotation, molecular function: G protein-coupled receptor activity; protein-hormone receptor activity; protein binding. Bases 377 to 3304 code for a protein of 975 amino acids. Gene Ontology annotation, biological process: G protein-coupled receptor signaling pathway. Lineage: Eukaryota; Metazoa; Chordata; Mammalia; Pilosa; Megalonychidae. The record is from RefSeq and is a predicted model, not a curated record. The transcript has 19 exons.